Molecule: messenger RNA, 464 nt
Organism: Malurus melanocephalus (red-backed fairy wren)
Lineage: Eukaryota; Metazoa; Chordata; Aves; Passeriformes; Maluridae
Product: 2-oxoglutarate dehydrogenase complex component E1-like
Exons: 3
Coding region: 33-464 (143 amino acids)
Biological process (GO): tricarboxylic acid cycle
Cellular component (GO): mitochondrion; oxoglutarate dehydrogenase complex
Molecular function (GO): thiamine pyrophosphate binding; oxoglutarate dehydrogenase (succinyl-transferring) activity
Source: RefSeq, a predicted model, not a curated record
UGGCACAGAUUGGCUUCACCACAGACCCGAGGAUGGCACGCUCCUCGCCGUACCCCACCGACGUUGCCCGCGUGGUCAACGCUCCCAUCUUCCACGUCAACGCUGACGACCCCGAGGCCGUGGUCUACGUCUGCAACGUGGCAGCAGAGUGGCGCAGCACCUUCCACAAGGACGUGGUGGUGGAUUUGGUUUGUUACAGGCGCAACGGGCACAACGAGAUGGACGAGCCCAUGUUCACACAGCCCCUGAUGUACAAACAGAUCCGCAAGCAGAAGCCAGUGCUGCAGAAAUACGCAGAGCUGCUGAUUUCCCAGGGGGUGGUGAAUCAGCCCGAGUACGAGGUACCAUCUGUGGGGCCUGGAAGGACAACUGCAGGAGGCAUCUCUGGGGAAAACUUUGAUUUACUCUCUGAGUCUGGGAACUCAAUUAUGAGGGAGCUGUGGGUGAAGGGAACCAAGGAAUAA